UUUACCACACAUGCUUAAACUUCAGUUCUCUACUGAAUACUAUCUGCAUCAGUGGAUUAAUCAUGAGUUCCACUCAGGAGUGUCAAUCUUCUGGCAGAACAGUAAAAAAGAUCAAGGUGGCCAGCACUACGACUAAAAGCCGGGUUAAAGUGAACAUGGGAAAACAAGACACUAUCCCUUCAGUCUGGCUGCCUGACUCUAUUUUUGAGGAAGAAAAAGAGAAGGAAACAGAGAAGAGCAAGCUCCUAGUCACGCCUCAAGUUUUCACAGUCAGUGAUCAAGUGACUGGGGACUGUAAGAUUAAAACAGGUAUGGUGCAAAAAAACAUAACACCAAAACUCAGCGAGGGAAACCAUGAUCUGGUGAACUCUAUCAAGGAUAAAAUCCAUGCUGCCCCAGGGGAGCCAAGAAACUUCAUGAGCAAUGAUUCUCUCAACAGGAAACACCACUGUGAAAAGAAGACAAUUGGACAGAAGGAAGAACGAAAAAUGGGGUCAUGUUGCAGUAGUUUAGAUGCAGAGGAUAGUGGACUUGGGGAAGAUGCAGCUCUAAGUGACAAUGAUCAAAUUGAGGUCAAAAAGAAAACACCUAUUAACAGACCCAAGAUUAAGGUGACUACAAUGCGGGAUCUGAUGAACAAAUGGCAGACAUUUGCUGACGAGCAUGUGGAGGGUCAGAAACUCAACCCUUUUAGUGAGGACUUUGAUUAUAAUCAUGCCAUGACUGUAAAACUCCAUAAGGGACAACUGGGCUAUGGGUACCCCAAAGAGGGCUCCAAAACAGCCCAGCGAGCUGAACGUGCCAAGAAACAUAUCCACCGGGAAAUGGAUGAGAUGUGCUACAUAAUCCGCAAUAUGGGACAGAUGGACAAAGAAGGUCAUAUUUAUGUCACUUUUGGUCGACUCUUUGAUCACUAUGUUAAGAUCUCUGAUAAGGUGGUGGGGAUUUUGCUUCGAUGCCGCAAACACAAGAUGGUGGACUUUGAAGGUGAAAUGUUAUGGCAGGGACAAGAUGAUUAUGUUAAAAUCAGGCUGCUGGUAUGAAUUUGGAGUGCUGAAAAAAAGUCAGGUUUAUUUAUUUAUUUAUUUAUUUAUUUAUUUAUUUAUUUAUUUAUUUAUUGAUUGAUUGAUUGAUUGAUUGAUUGAUUGUUUAUUUUUAUAUGAACUGUUUAACUCUGCAGUGAAACCAAAAGGUAAAAAGCAGAGGUAAAAUUGUGUCUAGGACAUUUUUUAUACCAUUACUCUGGGUUAUUAUUUUUGUUUGUUUCUGCCCUUUUUUUUCUUUUUUUUUUUUUUAAAAAUUCAGUUGGUUCUGUAGUGUGCCUCCUUUUUAUUUAAAUGAUACUAGUCUGUUCCCAGGAGAACUUAAAAAACAAAAAUAUAAACAUUUAAAAAAUGAUUAAUAAAAAUGAAAAGGUAAAAAUGCCAGCACUUUCAACAUCAUCUGUGAUUUCUGGCUCUCCUACAGAUCCUAAAUAUCUGACACAUUUUUUGAGUUCAUAUUUGAUUCAAGCUAUAGAAGCACAAAGGAUGAACUUGUUCAAUUAUUCUUUUUUCUGCCAUUUAUAGGUUUACUAGGUUUUCUAGAAUGAAUGAAUGAACCCUGUAAAUGUGUUUACACAACUAUUGCACAACUAUUUCUAUUCCCAUGUUUUAGAUCAGUGGAGAGUUACCAAAUUGGUUUAAGGAUGAAAAAAAGUUUAUUUGGUAGCACAGGUUAGUCAUUUUCUUUGAUUGAUACUUUGCAAAAAAAAAAAAAAAGUUUCAAAUACUGUCACAGAGCAAAUUCCAUUUGCAGAAAGUACAGACUACAUAAUAUUAUCAUAAACUGAUCAUGGAAAUGUUAGCUAAACCUAAUGGAACAGACUAUGAACACUAUGUUCCUCAAUAGGGUUAUUAUUUAAAAUAUCCAUGGUAUCUUUAUAUUAUUCUAUUGUUCUAUAUUCUAUUCUAUAUUCUGUUGGUUCUAUUUUUUUCUCUUAUUAUUAUUAACAAUAAAUUAAUGAUUAACGAUAAUACCAAAAAGUAAUUUUAUUGCGCAUUUCACAAUGCUAAUAUAAUCUGACAAAUAAAUUUGUGUUGUUAUUUAAUAAAAUGUAAUUGUUAUUCAAGUAAUGUAAUUGUUGGUGAACUGCUGUGACAUAAAAGAAAUAAAGCACUACAGGGCAUGCCACAUGCAUUACAGGGCAUGCAUUACAACUAACUAAAGUUUUCUAUAACAGCACAAAACAAUUUUCAUUUAAUCAAAAUGCUUAAUCAAAAAACAUCAGUUCACUAACCUCACCGGCCUGCUUUAACUCCUGAAUAAAAUCCCACUGGAAGAAGGUGUAUCAAUCUGAGAUUGAAGCUCCACUGUUUCUCUGCCAUAGUUCCAAGUGGAGUUCUAGUAUGUGCAUCUGAUUAUUCUUAGUCCUUGCUUGUUGUGUUUGUUUUGUUUUUAGUUGUUUUUAGUCAUUGUCCUGUCUUACUUCCUUCAGCAUUUUAGUUACUUCCUGUUAUUGACAGUUUCAUUGUCCGUUUGUGUUUACUUACUGGCCUCUAUUCUGUUUUGUGAUUUGAUUUGGUCGAUUUAUUGCAUAAUAUAUUCCAUUUAUCUAUGUUCCAAGUCUUAUCUUGUUAUAGAUGCAGCAUGGACGUUUACUAACUGCUAGGCAAUAUUAUAUACUUUAGAUCUUGUUUUCCCCAUUUUGUUUUUUAGAAUGUUUAGAAUAAUGAUAAUAAAAAAAAACUAGUAAUGCAAUUAGCCAAUGCAACCAGUCAAAUCAGAUGG
This is a messenger RNA of Hemibagrus wyckioides, 2769 nucleotides long. It is a transcript of the gene abraa, whose product is annotated as actin binding Rho activating protein a. Gene Ontology annotation, molecular function: actin binding. Gene Ontology annotation, cellular component: sarcomere. NCBI's taxonomy places the organism in Eukaryota, Metazoa, Chordata, Actinopteri, Siluriformes, Bagridae. The record is from RefSeq and is a predicted model, not a curated record. The coding region runs from base 63 to 1043 and encodes 326 amino acids. Gene Ontology annotation, biological process: positive regulation of Rho protein signal transduction; positive regulation of transcription by RNA polymerase II. The transcript is spliced from 2 exons.